Saxophila tyrrhenica is the source of this 1641-nucleotide messenger RNA. RefSeq lists its product as uncharacterized. The record is from RefSeq and is a predicted model, not a curated record. The coding region runs from base 1 to 1641 and encodes 546 amino acids. Gene Ontology annotation, biological process: transmembrane transport. Gene Ontology annotation, molecular function: transmembrane transporter activity. Lineage: Eukaryota; Fungi; Ascomycota; Dothideomycetes; Mycosphaerellales; Extremaceae. Gene Ontology annotation, cellular component: plasma membrane. The transcript is spliced from 3 exons.
AUGGCUCUAGGCAUCCUCGAAGACCACGCACUCCCCCAUGUCCCUGGCACCGUCCACCUCGAAGAAGUCGACUCCUCCGCCCACCCCAGCUCCACCGGCAACCUCAAGCACGGCACCGGCAGCUCCAGCGGCAUCGUGCUUGCGCCGCAACCGUCCUCAGAUCCCAACGACCCGUUGAACUGGAGCUAUGGCAAGAAACUCACCAUCGUCGCCAUCCUCAUGUUCGGCGCUUUCAUCAUGCCGUCGACGUUCGGCCCGCUGUUGAGCGCCGGCACCGCUGUGGUUGCCGUGGAGUUGGACGUGAGUAUUACCGAAGUCACGGUCUUGUCUGGGUAUCAGUUGUUGGUCGCUGGGGCUUGGGGACCGUUUGUGAGUGCGUUCGGUCGGAAGUACGGGAAGAGGCCGCAAUUCCUCUUCGGCUCGCUCACCGGCCUAAUCGGAACAAUCAUCUGCUCUGCCAGUGGCACCUCGUACUCUACGCUGCGCGCUGGGCGGGUGGUGCAAGGCUUCGCGUUUUCGGCCUACGAAUCUCUGGUCUUCUCGACGGUCGCGGAUCUGUUCUUCGUGCAUGAGCGAGGAGCGUACAUCUCGUUCUUUGGCUUUGCUUUGGCUUCGGUGUCGAAUCUGGCCUCUGUCGUGUGCGGUCCGAUCACUAAUAGCUUGGGCUGGAAGUACCUUUUCCAUAUUCUGGACGCCUGCCUUGGAUUCCAGCUACUGCUAGUGUUCUUCUUCGUGCCCGAAACGGCGUAUGAACGGUCGGAAAGUCUCGAGAUUGAUCGAAACGCGGUCGACUCGUACGAGGAGAAAGCGAGCAGUGUCAACGUUGAGAAGAUCGAAGGGCGCAGAAAUACCGACUCGUCCACAUUACGAGCAAAGAAAACCUACUGGCAAAGUCUCGCCAUCUGGACGGGCGUACACAGUGACGAAAAUCUACUCGCCUUACUCGCAGCGCCGUUGCUGGUCAAUCUGAACCUCGCAGCUCUCUGGAUGGUCGUAGUUACGGGAAUGCUGAGCUCCUUCUACGUCUCACAAUCCUUUGUGGCAGCUCAGAUUUUCGCCUUCCCGCCCUACUCGCUCUCCGCAGCAGGCGUUGGCUUCUUGUUCGUUGGUCCAUUCCUCGGAGGACUCCUCGGGAGCAUCGUUCUGGCCUUGACCAUGGACCGACUCAUCCUCUGGUGCACGAAGCGGAACAAUGGUAUCUACGAGCCCGAAUUCCGCCUUCUGCCGGUCGGUUUCGGCCUUAUCGGCGGCGUCGGCGUGGUCGCUUACGCAUACGUGCUUCAAGAGAGAGGAAACCUGUACGUCGCCUCCUUCCUCUGGGGUCUCGGCUUAUUCGGCAUCAUCUUUAUCUUGACGCCGGCCAACUCAUACGUUGUGGACGCUUAUCGAGAUCUGAGCUCCGAGAUGUUCAUAGCCAACAUGAUGUUCAAGAACUUUCUGUUCUUCGGGUACAGCUACUUUGUCAAUAACUGGACGGCGACCAAAGGGCCAGGCGAGGUCUUCUAUGUCUGGGGAGGUCUGACCUUCGCUCUGGCGUUGACGACGAUACCGUUGUACAUCUACGGCAAACGAUACCGCAGCUAUUGGCAUCGGCAUAACUUGCUCGAGAAACUGGGGAUGCGAACGCACGCUGAGAUGUAG